Molecule: messenger RNA, 5258 nt
Organism: Xenia sp. Carnegie-2017
Lineage: Eukaryota; Metazoa; Cnidaria; Anthozoa; Malacalcyonacea; Xeniidae
Product: cilia- and flagella-associated protein 65-like
Exons: 47
Coding region: 520-5208 (1562 amino acids)
Source: RefSeq, a predicted model, not a curated record
UUUUGUUGUUAUGACAACAGAUAUGAUGGUGGAGAAAUCUUCAGAAAGAUGCUAAUGUUGUAGUGCUUUUUGAGUUUAAAUUUCGCCUUUUAAACUUUAGGAAAGGAAAUAAUGUACACUUUGAGAAUUCAGCAGUGUUUAUGCCUAUUUCUAAAUUAUUUGGAGUGUCGACGAUGACUACAGUUUCACCAAAGAUUGUUCAGAACUACGGCAUUGAGGUAAACGAAGGAAUUCAGUGGAAAGCAUGGGAACCUGGUGGCGAAUACACAAAACAAAUUACUCUGAAGAACGUUCAAGUCAAGACUCAAAAGAUUAAUUAUAAAGUUCCACAUUCAAGAUUCUUCACAACCCUCUAUCCAAAGACACUUGUCCUGACAUGUGGAACAAGUUUCACUCUCCCCGUCACAUUUUUUAUAAAAGUAUUGUUAUGAAGAUAAGAUUGAGUUUCAAACCAAGGAUGGGUCAUUUUCUGUGCCUAUAAAAGCAGUUCUCCCAAAGCCAGAUCUGUUACUACCAGAGAUGUUAAAAUUUGGGAUGUGUGCUGUAAAAGACUUCUGUGAAUUGAGUUUCAAGUUAACAAAUCCAAGUGAAGUUCCUACUCAAUUUAAGUGGUCUUUUCAACGUCCUUUUUCCUUCAUGCCAUCAAGUGGAACUCUUGAAUCAAAAACAUCAUGUCUCAUAAAAGCAAAAUUUUCACCUGAGUGUGGUUAUGUGUAUGAUGGUGUUGCUGUUUGUUACUUUGGUAAGCAUCCAGAGUCAAUGGAAAAGUCUGUGCAACUUAAUGGCACAGGAAAAUAUCCCUAUCUAUUGGUAAAGAAUCCUUUACGUACUAAAGAAGAGAAGGAUGGUCGUUCAUUGGAUAAAACUAUCGUUGAGUUUGGUGAUGUUGCUGCUGGCUUUUCAUCCGAGAAAACGUUACAUUUUCAAAAUAUGUCGCCUGUUAACGCUUCGUUUCAAAUCCUUCAACCGUCGUCCAUAUCAAAUCUGGAAAAAGUCUUCACUUGUUCUCAAUAUCACGGGAUAAUUGCUCCUGGUAGCGUUGGAAAAAUAAAGAUUCAAUACUCUCCAACAUAUCCAAAUGCAACUCACGUCGACUAUUUUGAAGUAAAUGUCUUUGGAGCAGCAAACUGUUCUGUUAUUGAAUGCUUUGGAAGAAGCAAAGGUCCCAGUGUAAGAUCUGACGUUUCUUUGCUUGGGUUUGGUCAAGUAAAGUCCGGCUGCUCUGUUACGAAGAUUGUAAAUUUAAUCAACGAUUCUGAUGUUAACACAGCAUUUCAAUUUCUCGUCGAUGAACGUAACAGUAUUUUUACGUUUGAAACAACAAGUGGUUAUUUACCUGCGUUCACUAGUGUUAAAAUCAUUGUGAGGUUUUCUCCACAACUUGCCAUUAACUAUUACCGAAACAUUACGUGUUUGCUGCAAAAUCAGGCUCCACUGUAUUUAGAAAUGUUUGGAACAUGUAACACAGAACUUGUCCAACCUGCCGUUCUAAAGUCAAGGCAUCUUCGUCAAUAUAAAGCGUUUGUAAAGCAUGGACUAUCAAGGACAUCACCUGAGCAUAUUCAAGAGAUGCUAAAGAAUGGCCAAUUAACCAUUGAUGAUAACAACGUCGUUCAUUUUCCCCAUCAUCAUGAUUUACAAACAUCUGAGGAAGACCUGUCUGUUGAGGAGCGUUUUUUCAACGACCCAAGUGUCGGACAAACAGCUUUGGUUCAACCACACAUCAGUCUUGAUCAUUCUCUAUUAGACUUUGGAAAAUGUGCAAAAAUUCCAUGCAUAGAACAAAAGACAGUGAAUAUAACCAAUCACACUAAGGGGAAAGUCACAUGCUACUGGUUAAAAGAUAACACUGGAGUAUUUCAAAUAUCUCCCGAAAAUGUCGACAUCUUGCCUUUAAAAACGACAUCGUUUACCGUGACGUUCAAACCUGAGAAAGUGAAUCAGUUUUAUGGCUGUGAAAUUGAGUGUUUUGUUUCGUACAAGUGUGUUAGAGAUUAUAGAUUUGUCAAAGAUAACGCGCUUUCCCCGCCAUGGUGCUUAACUCUGUAUUGUUCUGGAGAAACUUUCUCCCUUGGUAAAGAAUCGUUUUUACCGCGUCUUGAGUUUAGUUCAACACAGAUGGUAUUCCCAGCUGUCACAUUACAACAUGCGUCGUAUCGGACGCUUUGCAUUGCAAAUACCUCCUCUAAUCCCGUGAAGUUCUUCUUUGAUCCUGAUCCUUCUGGGGUUUUUCGUUGUAAACCCUCUCAAGGCGUUAUAUAUGGCAGACUACAGAUAAUAUUGUUUCGCUAUGAAGGAAUGGAAUUGCAAACGAAUAAAAUGUCGAUGAUCUGUCACUUCAAUAACGAAGAGAAAUUUAAUCAGGAGUUCUUACUUAGUGCUUCAACGGAAUCACCAAAAAUACAUUUGGAAAACGAGUUGUUUUACUUUCGACCAACGUGUGUUGGAAACACAUCAACAAGAAGAUAUCGCGUACAAAAUAAAUCACGAAUACCCAUAAACUUUAAAUGGAAAAUUCCUUCGGAUAUUUUGAAAAAUGUUAGUAUCGAGCCAUGCGAAGGAUUUUUGAAUUCAGGCCAGCGUUUGUCUUGCAUUUGGCAAUUUUGUCCCGUUGAGGAGAGAAAAUAUCUUUUAAAGUGUAAACUAUUUAUCAGAGCAUUUGAGAGAGUUGUGUCAGAUAAGAGUGUUACACCUGGGCAAAAUUAUUUGAUCCGUGCUGUCGGCUCAGGAUUAACUGGACGCAUAACGUGUCAAAACACAUCAAUGGAUUUCGAUAGUGUCGAAGUUGACACUUGUGCAAUGCGAAAGCUAACUCUGUACAACCCAACCGACUGCGAUGUACCUUACUCCUUAUUCUUAUCUCCUGAGAAUCUUCAAGAUAACGAAGAGGAUAGAGAUGUGAUUUCUGUAGAGGAAAGCAAACAUGACGUAAUACCUGCGAGAACCUACAAAUCGCUUGAAGUGAAAGCAAGACCCCUCAGAAGGACGAAAUAUCGUACUAACAUAAAGUAUCUCGUGACUUCUCUGCCAGAUUCGACAACAAAGACUAUGGAUGACUAUACCUGUCUAUGCUCUGUGGUAGUUCAAGGCGUCUAUCCUACAUUGCAAGUUCAAGACAUCCGUUCCACGGGUAGUGGGGAAACCUAUAGUAAAGUUCAGUUAUGGAAAAUGUUUUCACUUGAUAGCUUCAAUUCACUUUUGGAGACAGACCCUCAUCCUGUUGAAGCAAUGAGCUCAAGUCUCACUCGAUACAGUGAUAAACGAAGAAAACCGGUUUCAACGAGAGCUGUAAUUGGAUUAUCAUUUGGUAGCGCUACUUGUGACUCAGAGCCCAAUGUGUUUCACAUUAGUUUUCUUAACAAUGGUCCAGUUACAGCUGACUGGGAGUUUCUUUUUCCUAACGAUCUAAAGAUUGAGAUGGAUUAUUGGACAGAGACUGGAAGUUAUAGUUCGGAGGAAUUACGUCAAAUGCAGACAAUAGGCCAUCAGUUGUUCAGUGUUGAACCAAAAAAAGGCUCUCUUGCUGCUGGUCAUGCGCAAACUGUUAUGUUGAAAUACAAACACAAAAUCGUUGGUGUCAACAGGCUUCCCGUUUUGCUUAAAAUACACAAAGGACGUGAGGUUUUGCUAAAUUUCGCCGGUGUGACUGUGAAAGGGAAGGAACCUUUCGUUUACUUUAACUCCUACAGAUAUGCAUUUUCGCCUGUCGCUGUUGGCCUCCGGACGCCACCAAUACAGGAGUAUUCCUUAUAUAAUGGUGGCUCAGUUGAUACAACAUAUGAAAUUGAUACAUCUCCCUUGAGAGAGCUACAAAAGGAAAACUAUGGGUGCGAAAUUCUCGAAUGCUUGAAUCCAACUGGAAAAGUUUCACCCGGCCAAACGGUUUCAAUUCAUUGGAUGUUCCAACCUAUGGAAGCAAAGACGUACAUUGUCGACAUUCCUAUUCAUGUUUUGGGCUGCGAGUCAACAUUGGUGACGUUUAUCGCCACAGGGUAUGACAAAAGACCAACAAAAAAUACCCUUUCUUCACGUGAUCAUGUUAAUGAUAUACCAACACGACAGAUUGCUUACGUUGGCUCUCAGCUCGCAACUCUAUCGGAGGAAAGAUUACAUUUUGGUAAUGUUCCAUUAUAUAUGAAGAGAGCGCAAGUGAUAUUUUUAUUAAACAUGCAUAAAGAACACACGAUCUCCUAUCGAUGGAUCAUUAAUGAAUCCCCAGAAAAUAAUGUUGUUGACAUUGUUCCCUCGUUUGGCCUCGUGAAACCUGCAGAGAGUGUUGCUUUAAAGGUAACAUUUUUUUCGUCUGGCUCACCAUCACUACAUGACAUUGAUUUGAUAUGUGAGAUAAUUGAUGAUACGUUAAUGGACACUUACAACACAAAAAUUCAAGAGUGGACGCACGUUCAGGAGGAACGAAAGCAUACUUUUACUAUCACCGAGAAAGAUCUUGAAGAAACGACGAAAAAACAAGGAAAAACACAAAACGAACUGUCGAAAGGUUCCGAAGGAGACUUGAAGAAAUUUUUUGCAUUGCCACCAAUUGGCUCUCCUCGAAGGACAGACCGUGCAAGGUCUAGUAAUGAGAAUGUGAAACCCAAUCCAGUUCCUGUAGCUCCCAGUUCAUUUCUCCUUCAUCUCAGCGUUACCGCUCAAACUUUAGAGAUUGAAGAUGCUGUUUUUGAUAAAGAUAUACUUGAUAUAACUACAGCGUUAAUGCGUAAACAUACUAUCCGAGGACAGUCCAAGGAGAAGAUCAAUAUCACGUCAUCAACACGUGAUGAACUCCAUGUCGUCACUGAAGCACUAUCUGUUGUUCUCAGGGGAUUAUUGAAUGAAGAAACUUUUCACUUUGAUAUCCGUAGUUUGGCCGACGAGCCCAUUCCAUAUUUUCGACAAUUUGCAACGAAUGAUGAUGCUAUGUCGCACGUUCAUAGUAAUAUUCCUAUUGUUACAAUAUCAUCCAACACACCGACUCAAGAAAGUCUACACAGUCCCAUCACUGACGUCAUUGAAGAAAUUGACCAACACAAUGAAACAACACCAUACAACGAAAUUAAAAGCUCGUCAGAAUUUGCAACGUUGGCUGAAGAUGUUCUUGAAAAUACGAUACGUAAUAUCAUAUGUGCCGCUAAUAUUGGUGAAGUUAAUCUUACAACUAAACCAAGAACUAUCGCAUUACCAUCUAGUAGAGCAAAGAAAGGCUUGUAGACACACUCUAAUCUUCUAUAUUGUUGAAAAUAAAAAACUAGCCAUUGUAA